AUGGGCUGGCCGUACCACUUCCUGGAUCUCACCGAGGCCGAGAAGCUCGCGAGGCGGCAGGCGAUCGACCGGUAUGCGACGUACGCACAUGUCUCGGCCCUGAUCCCGGUAGCCGUGUUCGUGGUCCUCCGACUCGGCUCGCGGCUGGUGAGGACGGCGACUUCAUCGCGCGGGGCGUACGCUGCCGUGUCUGGUUCUCCGCGCCAGAAACAGCACAGAGUGAGCCUGGCGGGCUCUUGGUCGCGGAGCAUCCGGAAGGCCGUCUGGUGGCUCGGGGACGAUGUUGUGGUCUUUGGACAGCGCCGGGGCCAGUGGGGUCAGAUGAUUGCAGGGAUUGCGUGGACGCUUUGGUUGCUGUUCCUCUCUGUCGCCGGCACGGGUAGUGACUACCUUCAUCUCACCAAACGACUGGGCUUCGUUGCCAUCUCUCAGUUCCCGAUCCAAUACCUCAUGGCCCUGAAGAAUCUCAAUCCGCUGGCCUUCGCCUUCAACUCAUCACAUGAGCAGGUCAAUCGUUGGCACCGUGUGCUCGGCCUUAUCAUCUACCUCCUGCUGACACUUCAUGCCUUCUUGUACCUCAAUUUCUAUAUCCAACAGGGGAUCCUCAGCAACAAGCUUGUCCAACUUGUUCCACUUCUUGGUAUUGCGGCGUUCGCAGGCAUGAGUGUGCUCAACAUUACUGCUCUCUCCUUCGUGCGGCAGUACUCCUACCGAGUAUUCUUCAUCACACAUAUCAUAGUCGCUUUUGCACUCCCUCUAAUCGUCUUUUUCCACGCACGCUCAUCGUCAUUCUAUGUCGCGGAAGCCCUAGUGGUAUUCAUCGUGGAUUUAGCGAAGCGUAAGUACGACUCUAUCACUGCCAAGACGUCGUUAGAGGCCAUUCCGGGGACAGACCUCAUCAAGAUCGUGGCUAGCGUUCCAGCUCAGACGGCCAGCCGGUUCCGCGAGACUCCCGGCUCGCACGUCUACCUCAAUGUCCCUACAACAUCUCGACCGAGUCAGAACCCUCUCGCGACCGCGCACUUGGUCUUCGAGUUUGUCUUUAGUCCGUUUACUGUGGCGUCGAUUAAUGAAGAGGCGGGCGAAUUGACAUUAGUGGCUCGGUGUCACGACGGCCCGAUGACCAGAGCUUUCGCCAACUUUGCGAACGCCAGCUCCGCGGACACCAAGGUUCCACUGACUCUGGAAGGCCCCUAUGGAUGUGCUACUCGGUUCCCAAGCCUCGCAAGCUCGGAAUUCGAUCGAGUCUUGCUGGUUGCCGGCGGCGUCGGUGCUACCUUCAUACUGCCCAUCUACCGCUCGAUCCUGCACGAGAACCCGGCAGCCAGGGUGCAAAUGGUCUGGGCAGUACGAGGAGCCGGCGACGCGACAUGGCCCAUGCCUGGGAAAGGCGAGACCAGUAUUCUCGAAGAUAACAAUGUCCAGCUGUUCCUCACCGGAAACCUGCUCGAGGACGGGAGCAGCAAUGCCGGACCUAGCGAUGCAAGCGAAGGGGUGGAGAUGGACACAAUAUCCAAGGCCCGGACGGACGGCAAAUCCGCUUCUACCCACAACCGUAACCGGCCCAAUCUACAGAAGAUCGUGGACGAUGUGUUCAAACAAGGCGUCGAAGACCGAGUUGCGGUUCUAGUGUGUGGGCCAGAAGAGAUGGCUCGCGAGCUGAGAUCGUAUGUUGGAGUUUGGGUCAAGAAGGGCAGGCAGGUCUGGUGGCAUAAUGAGAGCUUCGCUUGGUAG
Messenger RNA from Anthostomella pinea, 1734 nucleotides. The record is from the annotation of a GenBank genome assembly. Lineage: Eukaryota; Fungi; Ascomycota; Sordariomycetes; Xylariales; Xylariaceae.